AGAUUUGGGGGCCGGGCCUCGGGCUCGCCCUUGUAGCGACCGAGCCGGCCCGUUCGAGACUCGAACCGGCCCGAACCCAUUGGCGUGGUCCGACCGGGCCUGACCCGCCGAUCAGCCGAUGAAUCAGCACGCGGCAGAGUGACAGACGCAUCUCGCAAGCAGCAGCAGAGCAGAAACUGAGGGAAGCGAGGGACGGCGAUGGCGGGUGCGGAGGGGAGAGGGCCGAGACGGAGCCGCGUGGCGUUCGUGCUGGUGGACGGGAUCGGGGACGUGAGCGUUCCGUCGCUGGGCGGGCGCACGCCGCUGGACGCGGCGUGCGCGCCGCGGCUGGACGCGGUGGCGGCGGCCGGGGUGACCGGGCUCAUGGACCCCGUGGAGCCGGGGCUUGCAUGCGGCAGCGACACGGCGCACCUAUCCCUCCUCGGGUACGACCCACGGGAGUACUACCGCGGCCGCGGCGCGUUCGAAUCCAUGGGUGCCGGGCUCGCCAUGGCGCCUGGCGACAUCGCCUUCAAGUCGAACUUCGCUACACUGGAUGAGAACACUGGAGUUAUCAUCAGCAGGAGGGCAGAUCGGCACUUUGAAGAGGAAGGCCCUAUACUCUGUGCUGCGUUGGAUGGGAUGAAACUUCGGUCGUUUCCUGAGUAUGAAGUCAGAGUAAGAUAUGCUACCGAGCAUAGAUGUGGUGUGGUUGUCAAAGGACCAAAGCUGAGUGGGAACAUUUCUGGAACUGAUCCCUUGAAGGACAACCGCUUGCAUCUGAAGGCUGAACCGUUGGAUGGCUCAGAAGAAGCUAAAAACACUGCAGCUGUGGUCAAUGAGCUUUCUAUGGAGAUUACGCGCAUACUGGUUUCUCACCCCAUCAACGCAAAGCGUGCAGCUGAGGGGAAGAACAUCGCAAAUGUUGUGUUGCUGCGAGGUUGUGGUAUUCGGAUUGAGGUGCCUGCCUUUGAAACCAAACAUGGACUUGCACCUUGCAUGGUUGCUCCUACCAAGAUCAUAGCUGGCCUGGGACUGUCACUGGGGAUUGAUAUCCUUGAAGCACCUGGAGCAACUGGAGAUUAUCGUACUCUCUUAACUUCUAAAGCUAAAGCCAUAGCCAAGGCACUCUCUGCCCCUAUGGAUACACCACCUCGUGUUUUUGUGCCUGGAGAGGAUGGAUACAAGGCUGGAAAAGAAAAUGGAUAUGACUUUGGGUUCCUGCACAUAAAGGCCAUUGAUGAUGCUGGUCAUGACAAGGCUGUCAAGUUGAAAGUACGGGGUCUAGAAGCUGUUGAUCGAGCUAUUGGUCAGCUUGCGAGGCUUCUUUGGGAAGCUGAAAAGGCCGGACACUAUCAGUACUUUCUUUGCGUCACUGGAGACCAUUCUACUCCUGUUGAAUAUGGUGAUCAUAGCUUCGAACCCGUCCCGUUUGCAAUAUGCAGACUGAGAGAUUAUGCAGGAGCCAUUGGGGAGGAUAAUAUUAUGAAUACACAGCUCGACGAUUUUCCCCUCCCUUCGGUAAAAUCCGGAGAAGAUUUGCUCGACAGUAUAGAAUCACUGGAGCACAAGCCUGGUCAACUUAAAGCUUUCAGUGGCGACAGUGUGUGUGAGUUCAACGAGAUCGCCGCUGCGAGGGGCUGCCUUGGACGAUUCCCAGGAAGCGAGAUGAUGGGCAUCAUUAAGAAGUUUAUCAAGGCCAAGAAUGAUUAAUGCUGGUUGAAAUGCUAACCUUUAGCGUAAUAUAUUGGCCAUAAGGUUUAUUAUCAAUGUAAUAAACUAAUAAUGACAGAAUGGAGCAAUAUGGAAGAACCGUCUUGAUUGGAGAUGAAUAAGAGAUACCUUGGUGAAAAACAAUGAGAUCUGCUUAUGUACAUUGUACCCAGUGUUGGGUCACUUUCCGGCCACAUGAAUGAGAAAUUUUGAUGGAAGUUUUCUCCUCUCUUUUUUGCGGGGUUGGGUUAAGGAGUCCAGACUUGAAGCUUCUUGCUUAGCCGUAUGUAUCAUCCAGAAUAUUUUGACACAUUUUAUGCAAUUUUGCAUUCUUAUA
This is a messenger RNA of Zea mays, 2029 nucleotides long. Its product is annotated as probable 2,3-bisphosphoglycerate-independent phosphoglycerate mutase. Gene Ontology annotation, molecular function: phosphoglycerate mutase activity; metal ion binding. NCBI's taxonomy places the organism in Eukaryota, Viridiplantae, Streptophyta, Magnoliopsida, Poales, Poaceae. The record is from RefSeq and is a predicted model, not a curated record. Bases 199 to 1692 code for a protein of 497 amino acids. The transcript is spliced from 5 exons.